AUGGGGUGUAAUACAUCUACCACUGCAGUAGCUCCUACCACAACUGUUCAACCCACUAAAACUGCUCACUCUACCAUGACUGUUCAUCCUACCAAAACUAUUCAGCCUACCAUAACUCAUGAAUCCAAUAAAAAAGAUGAUGCACAUUUAAUGUAUAGCCAAUUAUUCAAAGAAUUUCUAUCACAAAUGUCUGAAAAUGAUCGAUCAACAGUCAUUUCUUUUUGUCCUGAUCUUUAUACCAAUGAUAAUUUAUCUGAUUUAAUUUCUACCAAUCCAGAAUUAUUAAAUCGUACUAAUAUUAUGAGAAAAAAACUUAUAGAUGAAAAUCCGACCGUUUCUAUGGGUCGUCUGAUGUUAGAAAUGGGUUCAUAUGAUCGUGCCGAAUAUUUAUAUUUUAAAGCUAUACAUCAAGAAAAAAAUAAUUGGAAACGUUUAACAGUUGUAUAUAAUAAUUUAGCUAACGUCUAUUAUAAAGAAGGAAAGUAUGACAAAGCAUUAACUUACUAUCACAAAAGUCUUAGUAUUCAACAGAAGCAUUUACCUGAAAAUGAUUCAAGUUUGAGUAUUGAUUACAAUAAUAUUGCUAUAGUUUAUGAAACACAGAAAAAUUAUGAUUUAUCAUUACAAUUUUUUCAAAGUGCAUUAAUGCUUGAAAUGAAAGCAAGUAAACCUGAUGAAAAAUUAAUUGCAUUUCUCAAUAAUCAUAUUGGUUUAAUUCAUAAUGAACAACAAAAUUUUGCUCAAGGUACGAGUGGUUCUGCUAAUAAUCAGCUUUCAUCACCACAAGGUAUAGCACUUGAUUCAAGCACAAAUACACUUUACAUAUCGGAUACUGGCAAUAAUCGUGUGAUGCGGUACUUAUCGGGUGCUUCAUCAGGUGAUAUAGUAGUUGGUGGUAAUGGAGAAUUAAACGGUCCUAGAGGAUUGUAUUAUGAUGUAUUAUCGAAUAGUAUUCUCAUUGCUAAUGCAAACGCACACAAUAUUCUUCGUUGGGUGUACGGCGCCAAUAGUUCGACACUUGUAGCUGGUGAUAGCAAUGGUUUGAGCGGUAAUACAUCGUUGUUGCUCGAUAGUCCUAAAGAUGUGAAACUUGAUUCAAUGGGUAAUGUGUAUGUGGCAGAUGAAGACAAUAAACGUAUACAAUUUUUCUUAUCCGGUCAGGUGAAUGGUACAACAAUAGCUGGUGUGAACCAGAGAUGUCCAUCGCGGCUGGUGAUCUGCCGCUGCCGCACCGCCGUCUGUUAA
Molecule: messenger RNA, 1245 nt
Organism: Adineta steineri
Lineage: Eukaryota; Metazoa; Rotifera; Eurotatoria; Adinetida; Adinetidae
Source: the annotation of a GenBank genome assembly